This is a messenger RNA of Falco peregrinus (peregrine falcon), 3328 nucleotides long. RefSeq names its product SH3 domain binding protein 1 (gene SH3BP1). Gene Ontology annotation, biological process: signal transduction; positive regulation of GTPase activity; regulation of Rac protein signal transduction. Gene Ontology annotation, cellular component: cytosol; cytoplasm; intracellular anatomical structure. The coding region runs from base 768 to 2813 and encodes 681 amino acids. NCBI's taxonomy places the organism in Eukaryota, Metazoa, Chordata, Aves, Falconiformes, Falconidae. The record is from RefSeq and is a predicted model, not a curated record. The transcript has 18 exons. Gene Ontology annotation, molecular function: GTPase activator activity; protein binding.
CUUUUGUCACGACCAGGGGGAUAUGUCGCAAGGGGAAGACAACAGAGCUACAUCUGCAAGCGUGGAGAGGUGCUCGAGGGGCACUGGCAGCGUUUGGGUGACCAGACAGGGCAGAGUACACCCAGGUACCCCCUGUGGUACGCCACAUCAGGCACCCCGUAUGCACUGCACAGCUAGCUGGUGUGGCUGUGGGCUGCCCUGCAGAGCAGCUGGUGGUGGGCAAGGCAAGGCUGGGGGGAAAAACCACCCCAGCUGAGACAGAGAGCAAGAAACAGCGUGGGCCCUUUGCUCGGGCUCGGCAGCAGCGUGUGCUUGUCCUGCCUUGUUACGUGUUUGCUGUAAUAUUUCCCCUUUAAGGCUGGGCUGAAGUUAUUUAUACUUGUGGGGUGGUGACAGGAACACAGAGCGGAGUAGGAGCCCUGAACUGCUCUUACCUGAUCUGCGGUGGAGGGGCAAACAGAGAAGGAAGGAAACUCAGAAAAAGAGAGGGAGCAAGAGAAGGGAGUCCAAGGGAGGGAAAAAGAAAACAGGGAGAGCAUCCCUGGGGAGAGACAAGGGAGAGAACCAGCUGGGGAAACAGAAACGGGGGAACAAGGGAAGGAGAAAGGAGAGGAGGAAGGAGGAAGAGAUCCUCAGGGAAAAGCAAGAGGCACAGUGGCUCCGGGGAGCCGAGGGGCUGCCAGUAUCCAAUGCCAAGCAUCGCCAAGGGGUGCUGAGCGGGUACAGCUGAGAAGAGCAGCUCUCGUGGACUCUUCCCAGCUCUCAAGAUGAUGAAAAGGCAGAUUAACUGGAUGCGGCAGCAACUGUCCCAUCCCAAUGUCACCAGCCGAGCCCAAGAAGCAACCGAGCUCCUGCCAGAAGAUUUGCUGCAGAUUGAGCAGAGGAUCGAGCCAGCCAAGCGAGCAGCUCACAGUGUGUCCAAGAGGCUCCAAGCCUGCCUGCAGGGGCAAUGCGGCUCCGAGAUGGACAAGCGAGUGAAGAAGCUGCCCUUGAUGGCUCUGUCCAUGACGAUGGCUGAGAGCUUCAAGGAACUGGACACUGAGUCCAGCCUCGGGAAAGCCCUGGAGAUGGGCUGCUGCAUACAGAGCUCACUGGCCAAAAUCCUGGCCGAGUUCGAGAUCGCCCUGGAGCACAACAUCCUGCAGCCGCUCAACAAGCUCAGCGAGGAGGAGCUUCCUAUCAUCCUGAAGCGCAAGAAGGCCCUCCAGAAGUUGAUUUCUGACUGGAAUGCAAUCAAGAGUCGGCUGAACCAAGCUGCCAAGAGCUCCAGUAACAGCGCUGGCACUGGUGCUGGCCCAGGAACAUCUGCUGCUGCCAACAAACUGGAGAUCUUGAAGGAAGAGGAGGAGGAGGUGAAGAGGAAGGUGGAGCAGUGCAAGGGAGGGGGUGGAAGAUUGCUCUUCUCUGUGACUCCCCAGGACGAGUACAUGGCUGACCUCUACCACUUCUCCACCAAAGAGGACAGCUACGCCAGCUACUUCAUCAAACUGCUGGAAAUCCAAGCCCAGUACCACCGACAGUCCCUGGAAUCUCUGGACUCAGCUCUGGCAGAGCUGAAGGAAAUCCACAGCCAGACAGAGCCCUCCUUUGCUGCAGACACCCCUAUGGCGGGGUACUAUGGCGUGCCCCUAGAGAUGCACCUCAAGAGCUUGGGCCGGGAGAUCGCGCUGCCCAUUGAAGCCUGUGUCAUGAUGCUGCUGGCCUCUGGCAUGAGGGAGGAGGGACUCUUCCGGCUGGCAGCGGGCGCCUCAGUGCUGAGGAAGCUGAAGAGCAGCUUGGCCAGUGGCUCCAAUGCCCUGGAGGAGUUUUACUCAGACCCCCACGCUGUGGCUGGUGCACUGAAAUCCUACCUGCGGGAGCUGCCCCAGCCUUUGAUGACUUUUGAGCUCUACAAUGAAUGGAUAAAAGUGGCCAGCUUCAAGGAUGUUGACAGCCGUGUACAGAGCCUGCGAGACACCUGCAGCCGCCUGCCCCAGGAAAGCUACAACAAUCUGAGGUAUCUGAUCAAGUUUUUAGCCAAGCUGGUCGAACACCAGGAGGUGAAUAAAAUGACCCCCAGCAACAUUGCGAUCGUGCUGGGCCCCAACCUGCUGUGGUCACAGCAGAGCACAGGAGACCCCAUGCAACUGGACUUGGCCUCAGUCUCCUCCAUCCAGGUGGUGGGCGUGGUGGAAGCCCUCAUCCAGAAUGCAGACACCCUCUUCCCUGGAGAGGUAGAUUUCAACGUCUCAGGCAUGUUCACGCCACCUGCAAACGUUGAGCUUGGUGAGGCCACCCUGGUGGAAGAGAUGGCCCCUGAGGCCCCUCCAGCUGGCACCCCCACUCUCCUGGAUGGAGAGGCCACCUCGAGGGACCCUGAGGCCAGGUCCCAGCCAGUAUCCCCAACGCUGACCAGAUCGUCUCCUGAAGCUGUGGGGCUGCUGGCUCCAACAAUGACUGACAACACUGCCCCCAAAGGCAAGCGUCCAGCUCCAGCCCGACCCACGAUGCCACCACCACCCGUGGCCCAGCCCCGGAGCACAGCUCCCAUGGUGGCAGCCCUCGAGCACACAGCCAGCCCCAAAGCCCGGCCACGGCGGAUGGCUGGGGCACCCAGCCGAGCGCCCUCUGUCCCGCCACCGCUCCCCCCGCAGCCAGCACGCCGCCUCAGCCGAGAUGCCGCAUCGUCCCCCAGGCCUCCCACCGAUGAAGCCAACAUGGCGGCUGCCUUGCACUGUGCACUGGGAACCACUGACAAGGAGCAGACGCUGCCUGAGGGAGGAAGGAGCCCCCUGGCCACAUCCCCACCAGAAGGACAGCCCACAGAGAACUGAGCAGGGUCGGGGUGCAAGGGCACCGCAGGGCCGGGGAGAUGGGGUCCGGUGCCCCUCUGGGACCCAGCAGGCACUGUGAAAACGCCAGGGUGGCCUGAGGGACAGUGCACCCCUCCAUCUUGCUCCCGUGGCCCGUGCCAGCUAUGACCCUCUGCCUGCCCCCCCUUGCUCUCCUGUCUCCACUGAGCCUUCCUCCCCCCCACCACCACUGUCCCUGCCGGGGCCCAGCCACCACUAAGGGACCUGACUCCCUGCCCAGCAUUCCCCGAUCAUGGGCGACCCCCUCAAGUCCCCAAGAGGGGUCCUCCCACGCCUGGAAGGCAGGAGGGGGUGACGCAGGGUGCUCCCAGGCACUGCCUGCCGGGUUUGGGAUGGCACGGGCACCCGUGGGUGCCGUGAUCCCAGCCCCUUCUGCCCCAUUUUGCCUUAAAACGUGCUGCCCCAGGGACACACACAGUCAGAUAUAUAUAAAUAACUAAAUAAUUAUAUAUUUUGCAACUAAAUAAUCUAAAGAG